AUGUUAAGAUUCGACAAUAACACCACCAUCUAUAGCAACAUCAAUAAUGCAACUGUCAAAGUAGCAUUUCCUUGGCUCCGAAAGAAGACGAGUAGCUGGUCUCUACGCUCUUCGACCAAGAGCAUUAGAUUAAACUCAUUCUCAUCCACCGUCUCAUUACCUCUCUCCGUUGCAUCUACCGCUUGCUCUAGCAAUUCAUCCAUAGAGGGAGAAGACGAGGAAGAAGAAACACAACAUGUUUCCACAACACUCAUUAUACCCGAAGAAGACGAAGAAGAGGAAAGCCAGGAACAAGAGGAACACAAAGAUUCACCACCUGAUUAUGAUGACCCUUCUCAUCCCUGGAUAUUCAAAUUUCCAAAAUCAUUAUCAAGCAGAGUAAUUAUACCAAGAGAAGAAGAAGGCAAUGAGAAAUUACCAGAUUAUGAAUGCUCGAUUGAUAAGAUGUCAUACAUGCAUGUAAAGUGUGAAUUCAGCAAGCCCAAUGUGAGAUCAAAGAAUCGGUCCUGGAAGGACUACUAUGUGGUUAUUUAUGGCACCAAGAUCACUGCCUAUCAUCGCAAUCCCAAAAACAAAAAGUCAACCACACCAGCUUGGAGUCAUUCUAUGCACGGCGCGCAAGUAACUGUGGCAUCAGAUUAUGUCAAAUUCCGCCAUGUCAUUCGACUCAAUAUACAGGAUGGACCGCAAUACCUCAUGACAACACCGAAUGAGGCUGCUAGGAAUGAAUGGAUAGGUGCCAUAGAGUCCUCUAUACACAUCAGCUCGGAUUUGGAUGUCAGAGCUAUGCCACAGUUUGUCACUUUGAGUCGGAGGAGAAGACUUAGACAGAGAAGAGCUCAACAACAACCAACGGCUCAAGAUGAAACGCUUGUAUGA
This is a messenger RNA of Mucor velutinosus, 879 nucleotides long. RefSeq lists its product as uncharacterized. The transcript has 3 exons. Gene Ontology annotation, molecular function: phospholipid binding; protein binding. The record is from RefSeq and is a predicted model, not a curated record. The coding region runs from base 1 to 879 and encodes 292 amino acids. NCBI's taxonomy places the organism in Eukaryota, Fungi, Mucoromycota, Mucoromycetes, Mucorales, Mucoraceae.